This is a messenger RNA of Aspergillus neoniger CBS 115656, 936 nucleotides long. Its product is annotated as high nitrogen upregulated cytochrome P450 monooxygenase-like protein 2. Lineage: Eukaryota; Fungi; Ascomycota; Eurotiomycetes; Eurotiales; Aspergillaceae. The transcript is spliced from 2 exons. The record is from RefSeq and is a predicted model, not a curated record. Gene Ontology annotation, molecular function: iron ion binding; oxidoreductase activity, acting on paired donors, with incorporation or reduction of molecular oxygen; heme binding. Bases 1 to 936 code for a protein of 311 amino acids.
AUGAUGGAUGUGUUUUUCUCAAAGGAUAGUAUAGGUCAAGAUCACGGAAAUAAUACCUUCCUUUCAUACUUUGUUCAUAAGUAUCUAGGCAUAUCUGGGGUCAUCGCAUGUCUGCGGAACGUCGGCGAGAUUCUCUCCUGUUUGCCAAGUGCACCAGAAGCGAAAGCAUUCAAAAGAGAAAUUGAAGAGAUAAUAAGUGAAAGGCGGAUGAAGGCAGCGCCCCAGAAAGAUUUUAUCCACCAUUUCAUUACCAGUGGCCCAGCAGGAUGGCAAUGUACCCAUGAGGAAGUCAUCUCGAAUGCCCAGGUAGCAGUGAUCGGCGGUUCCGACACGGCAUUGGUCACAAUGAACCAAACGCUGCGCUUUCUAGCCACAAACCCAGCAGUGCAAGCGAAGCUCAGAGCGGAACUAGAUACCAUAUCGAAUACAGGCGGAGAAUUGACAGUCGAAUCAACCCGCAAGCUUCCCUAUCUCAAUGGAGUCCUAAACGAGGGUCUCAGACUAGGGAACCCAGCUCCUAUCGGGAUACCCGUGAAGACACCCCCUGGUGGUCUUCAGUUUGGGGAGACGUAUAUUCCUGGGAACGUCGAGGUAAAAGUUCCCUUUCGGAUUACGUUGACUGACUCUCGAUGGUUCCCCAAGGGGGAUCGCUUUAUCCCAGAGCGCUGGACUGGGGAAAUGCCGGAGCUGGUUCGCGAUCGUCGAGCCUUCACUCCCUUUGGCUAUGGCGUGCACUCGUGCGUCGGGAAGCAGCUGGUUACGAAUGAGUUGAAGAUUCUUAUCGCGAAGACAGUUCAUGAAUUCAACAUCUUGCCAGGGGAUCAAUAUGAUGAGGAUAAGUUCGUUGAAGGAACAAAGGAGUACAUGGGUGCUCUGCUCCCGUCGCUGUACUUGAAGUUUGUUCCUAGGGUGGAGGGGAAACGUGCAAGUAGCUAA